UAAUAAGUUCCUCAUUCAUUCACCUCACCACGGCGUAGAGAGAAAGAUGAAGUAAAGCUUUUACUCUUCAGGAACUUCAUAUCAAGUCCUUCACCUCUAUCAGUUCUGGAGGAGAACAUGACUGGAUCCUGGAGAGUAUUUCUGCUCUGUUGUCUCCUGCAAGGUGCUGGGUGCAACGCUGCAGAAUUUGAGGCCCUAGUGCCAGCAAGUGUGACGACACUCAGUGGAUCCUGUGUUACCGUUCCUUGUUCCUUCACCGUGAGGGACGGGUUUGAAGACAAGCUACAUCCUGGAUGUAUACUAACAUGGAAAAAAAUAGAUAAAAUAACUAUCAGUACAACAUUCAAGGGAAAUCUAACAGCGUACAACUGUACUACAACAUUAAAUAACGUACUUGAAGACAAUUUUCAAUAUUAUUUUAGAAUUGACUGUGGAAAUCCAUUAAGAUAUGAUUUUUCAGUAUACCCAGUGACCAUCAGGAUCAAGGGGCUCCCUGAUGCACCUCGUUUGACCCCCCCCAAGGAGCCGGUGGUGGAGGGGACUCCUGUGGAGCUGGGGUGCUCUGCCCCGUCCUACUGUGACACCCACCCCCCCACUGUGACGUGGACCCCCGCCCUGGGGCUCAGCACCCAGCUCCAGCAGAACGAUACCGUGACCUCCACUCUGACCUUCAACGCCUCCCACCUCCACCAUGGAAACAAUGUCUCCUGCACUGCGGCCUACUACAUACCAUCUGGGAACAAAACUGUGACGUCUACGAGAUACCAACUCAGUAUCUCAUACGCCCCCAGGAACACCUCUGCUGUCGGCAGCCCGUGUCUUCCAGCCAGAGAGGGAGGCUGCCUCAACCUGACCUGCACCAGUCAUGCUAACCCUGCUAUCAGCGAGGUCACCUGGUACCGAAUGCACGGAGAACACAUCCUUAAGAUCGGGACUGGAUCUUCUCUGUCCAUCCAGCUGUGGAACGCCAAUAACGUUUUCUUUUGUGAGGUCCGGAAUGACUUUGGCACAGAAGAGUCUAAUGUCUACAAGAUUGACAUUCAAACUCCUCCCAGGAUCCUGCCCUCUUCAGGCUGCAGCAGAAUUGCAGCCUGGGUGCGAUGUUCCUGCUACAGCGUGGGCAGACCAUCACCGUCUCUGGAGUGGCGGUUGGAUGGGAAACUGGUGUUGGGUUCUGAAGACGUGUCUGUUAGCCAGGUCAACCUGGAGAACGCCACGUUGAGGAGCUCCCUCACAAUGAGGGCCCCUGCUGGUCUGACAGCCUUGACCUGCCACAGCUCCAACGCUGCCGGGAACACCAGCCAGGAGCUUCCUGUCCCCCACCUGGAGACACAGCCAACCCUGACAGACCAACUGCCCUGGAUAGCUGCUACUGCAGUGCUAGCCGUGGGUCUGCUGUUUGCAACAGUGUGUGCCGUAAGAGCUUGGAAAAUGGCCACCCGAACAAGACUUGGCAGUGAUGGCCUACUCAACAAAGCUCCACCCAACCAAGGGAACUCCAAGGUGUUCUUCAGAAGUGGGGAGGACAUCUAUGCUAACAUUGAUACACUGAUGAACACGGUCGGACCGAGACAGGAUCCUGUUGGAGCAGGAGAAGAGGCUGCUGGACUGGGAGAAGGGGCUGUUGGACUGGGAGAAGGGGCUGUUGGACUGGGAGAAGGGGCUGUUGGACUGGGAGAAGGGGCCGACUGUGAUGUGGUGUACACAACAGUGAAAUGGAAGAAGAAGUCCUAGAAAAAAGAGAUCUGAGCUCCUGGGGAAGAGACCCUCUGGGGCCCAGGGCCCUAGAGGCCCCUACACUUCCUCUGGGGUGGAUGAGGGAUGAGCUAAGGGCCGGAGGGAUGAGUUAAGGACUACAUUGAUGGGUAAAGGCUAGAGGGAUGAGUUAAGGGCUACAUUGAUGAGUAAA
This is a messenger RNA of Gadus morhua (Atlantic cod), 1909 nucleotides long. RefSeq names its product sialic acid-binding Ig-like lectin 14. The record is from RefSeq and is a predicted model, not a curated record. Bases 118 to 1734 code for a protein of 538 amino acids. Lineage: Eukaryota; Metazoa; Chordata; Actinopteri; Gadiformes; Gadidae. Gene Ontology annotation, biological process: cell adhesion. Gene Ontology annotation, cellular component: plasma membrane. The transcript is spliced from 9 exons. Gene Ontology annotation, molecular function: sialic acid binding.